AUGGACCCCUCCUUUAAGCAUCGAGUUCUUGGCUGUAACUUUGCUCAUGAAUUUUGGAGCCGCCUUCAUACACAUUUUGCAUCCCAAACCAAGGCUUGCAUUAGACAACUCCAAUUGCAAUUGAAGUCAAUAAAAAAGGUGGGAUCAGCAUCAGAUUACCUUCUUGAAAUCAAGAAAGUGGUUAAUUUUCUUACUACUGUUGGAACUCCUUUAACUGAUGCAGAAUACACCAAUGUCAUUCUAGAUGGAUUAAAUGAAUAUUAUCAAUCUUUUCUCACCUAUGUUAUAGCAAAAGAUCCACCCUACUCUAUUCCUGAUCUUGAAACUCUCUUGAUGGCUCAAGAAGACAUUGUCAAGAGAUUCAAGAAAUUGAAUUCUUCUAUAGUGCAAGUAAAUUUUACUCAGUCACAACCUGUUAAUCAAAACAAUUCUGAUCCUAGCUUUGGAAAACACACAACAAACAUGCCUAGUAGAGGAACUUAUGGUAGAAUAGGUCUUGGAGGAAGAUCGCAACGUGGAGGCAAGGGUGCAUGGAACAAUUCUAAUCGUCCACAAUGCCAAAUUUGUGGCAAGCUGGGACAUGUUGCCAGUUACUGUUAUUUUUGA
This is a messenger RNA of Arachis stenosperma, 606 nucleotides long. RefSeq lists its product as uncharacterized. The transcript has a single exon. The record is from RefSeq and is a predicted model, not a curated record. NCBI's taxonomy places the organism in Eukaryota, Viridiplantae, Streptophyta, Magnoliopsida, Fabales, Fabaceae. Bases 1 to 606 code for a protein of 201 amino acids.